GGCUAUGAAAACUGAUUUCUUGAUUCGGAGAAUCGGAGAUGACGAUCCCCGAAAUCAAAGCCGAGCUCAAAUCGCUGAAGAGACGGCAAGUUUUCCUGGAUUCAAAGUCGGACAAGAACCGGUUAUGGAAGAUACAGUGGGAUCCUUCCGCGCCGCGAUUCUGUCUGCGAAGGGCGCUCUCGACCUUUAGGGCAAUGGUCGCUCGCGACGCUUGAUCUUCGAUCCUCUCUUUCGAUAGAGCUCGACUCCAAGGAAAAAUGUUGAGGCUGUGGAAAUGGUACCAGAACUGCUUGCGGGAUCAUCCCGUGAAGACCCAGAUCAUCAGCUCCGGCCUAAUUUGGGGCGUCGGCGACGUCGCUGCUCAGACCAUCACUCACUCCACGGCCAAGAGGCACCAUCACCGUCAUCAGGAUGAAGAAAAGGAAUUGAAGAUCAAUUGGAGGAGAGUGGCAACUACCAGUCUGUUUGGCUUUGGAUUUGUUGGACCAGUUGGCCAUUUCUGGUACGAAGGCUUGGACCGGUUUAUAAGGUUGCGACUUCAAAUGCAACCUAACUCUUUGCGGUUUGUCGCUGCCAAAGUAGCAAUUGACGGGUUCCUCUUUGGGCCAUUGGAUCUACUCGUCUUCUUCACGUACAUGGGUUUAUCUGCUGGAAAGAGUGUACCUCAAGUUAAAGAAGACGUCAAGAGGGAUUUCAUUCCUGCCCUGAUUCUAGAGGGAGGCAUUUGGCCCAUUGUUCAAGUGGCUAAUUUCCGAUUCAUACCCGUUAGGUAUCAACUCCUCUAUGUGAAUUUCUUCUGCUUGUUAGAUAGCUGCUUCUUGUCAUGGAUCGAGCAACAAGAGGAUGCUCCGUGGAAAGAGUGGUUGAAAUCUUUGAUACCAUUAACUAAUGAGAAAGACAAAGAUGGAUAAUUGCCAUUCGCUACUUUGAGUUUCUUGUUCCUUCUUUCAACAUCUAUGAAGGUGUAAAACAGAAAAUUCUGGUAUGCCGACCUGUAUUUUCAGAGUUGGAAUGUAUGAGCGGUGGAAUGAAUCAUAGUAGAGGUGUGAGGAUAGGCUGGUAUAGUAUGUAUUGUUGUCAUUCCGUGAAACUUUCAAAAUUCUUUCAUUAGAGGGCAUUUUAGCUGAUUUACUCUGUUCAUUUAUUCAAUCUCAUUGCGGUGGACG
Rhodamnia argentea is the source of this 1166-nucleotide messenger RNA. RefSeq names its product protein Mpv17-like. Bases 258 to 911 code for a protein of 217 amino acids. Gene Ontology annotation, cellular component: membrane; cytoplasm. NCBI's taxonomy places the organism in Eukaryota, Viridiplantae, Streptophyta, Magnoliopsida, Myrtales, Myrtaceae. The record is from RefSeq and is a predicted model, not a curated record. The transcript is spliced from 3 exons.